AUGCCGCAAGCCUCAUUUAGCGAAAUAGACAUGAAUGAUCCCACGACUUUGGCAUUCUACCGACAGUUGAUUAUUUUUGAACAUGACCAUUCGAGGCCGGAAGUGCUCUUUCCCAAUCCCUCAAAGGCAGAACAACGAGCCAUCCAAGCUCUCUCACACAGCUUGGAUCUGGUGUAUGAAUAUACGCUGCAGUCUAAAAGCGCAAGGGUCGUGAGACAGCUUUCUGAUGACGCGCAACCACCAUCCCCGAACCAGGAAGCUGAGCCUCGGGCCGCGGAGGAGUUCCAAGACCAGGACUUUGAUCUAUCUGGAUUCGACUUUUCUACAAGCCUGGAUGAAAUGCUCGCGGGUAUAUCAGAUGCUCCGCAUGGCAUUUGCGCCGAUGAGUCAACGGAGCUACCUUCAUUGAGACAGGAACCGUCUUAUUCACAGCCAACAUCCACUUGCGCGACCUUCCCAUCACAUUCGUCUCUAUCUGAGGCGUGCUAUUCCUCGUCUCCCUUCUGGGACCCCAUGCUGUGGGCCAGUCAAUCAUCUCCUGGGGAUUCUGGUAUCUCACCAGGUCUGGAACUUCCUUCGCUGAAUCCAGACAUCGCAUGUGCGGCAUCACAAUCAGUCUCACACGACCCCAUGCUAGCCGUCACAGUAAGUCCAUCAAACCUUGUUAAACAAAAGAUUGACCAGGCCCAUACACCCUCUCAGCGUGAACGCCAGCGUGCAUACCGGAUUGCAAAACUUGCUGGUCUAGAGCGUGUGUCGAGCACCAAAAGCGAAGCUGAAGGAUCCAUGGUUUUCAAUAACUCGGCUGAGGAUUUUAUUGAUGAACCAAGUUACAGUCUGCACCCAGGCGGGAGUAGGUCCGGUUCAGUCAGUAGCGUUCAAAGUCAUCGCAGUUGCCGCCCUCAAAGCCGAGUUCAGAAGAUUUUUCGACGACAGAGCAGUGUAAACAGCACUGCAAGCUCAGGUUAUCGGGAGAUCAUUUUCGAUUCCAGUUCUACGCAUUCAGCUGGUAGUGGAAGCUCAUUUGGAUCUGCGGCUUCUGGCCGGCGUACACCACUCUCAGAAAUUGCACGUGCUGGCUAUAACAUCAUGAGAAAAGUUGGUGCAUGCUGGAGAUGCAAGUUCCUCAGAAAAACAUGUGAUCCACGAUCACCGUGUGCCAUGUGCCCCAAAAAGAGCAGUCAACAUGGGUGGAUGGCAGUGGGUUGCCAACGCGGCUCCUUCGAAGCCAGAGAAUACCUCUGCCUGGCACGGACAGCAGAAUCUGAAUAUGAGGACCUAUCAGGGUAUGACCUGAGCGAAGCCGAUGUGGAUUUGCUGAACAGAUUUCAUUCGUCAGGAAACGAACAGCGAACCAAAGACCUAGCUGAGAUCAAGAAGGCGGGGCCUAGACUCGCGAAAUACGACUGCUUCCAGGACACUCCUUUGUGUGAAUUGGUUAAUGAAGUUAUUGGACAGUUAUGCAACUCGGAGGGAGACCUCGCCAACUUUACGCCCAUUGAUUAA
Molecule: messenger RNA, 1506 nt
Organism: Cadophora gregata
Lineage: Eukaryota; Fungi; Ascomycota; Leotiomycetes; Helotiales; Ploettnerulaceae
Exons: 3
Coding region: 1-1506 (501 amino acids)
Source: RefSeq, a predicted model, not a curated record